AUGGAACCCGCACCAGAAAAAGACCCAGACGCAGGCAGCAUAACCAUAACAUGGGAUGGUCCCGACGAUCCCACAAACCCAUUCAACUUCUCCCAAACAAAGAAAUGGAGAAUUACGCUGCUGGCCUGCUUCAUGACGUUCGUUAUCCAGAUCAACGGCACGGCCAUGACCAGUGCAGCUGAGCAGAUCAACGAGAGUUUCCACAUCAGCGAUGAGAGCUUUCCUCACUCAUACUGGCCUGUAUUUUCCUGGACGCUGAGCGGAGCGGCUGCACCCAUGCUUGGCUUACCGCUCAUGGAACGCUUUGGUGUGAGGUGGAGCUACAUGAUGAUAUACGCCACGCUAAUAGCCUUCACCAUACCGCAAGCCGUGGCACAGAACUUUGCAACCCUGAUUGUGACGAGGAUCUUUACUGGAGGAUGCUCUGCCACGCUGGCUAACAUCACAGGUGGGAUUUUGAGUGACAUCUGGAGAGACGGGAGAGCGAAAAGCUUCGGUACUUCGCUGUUUAUCUGGGGUCUUCUCGCAGGACUUAAUACGGGACCUAUCAUCGGAAGCGCCAUCGUCCACUACACAACGUGGCGUUGGAUCUUCUACUCCCAGAUCGCCUUCUACAGCGCCAUGUUCCCCAUCAUUUUCUUCAGCCUACCAGAGGUACGCCCAGACGUCAUCCUCACCCGCCGCGCCCGCCACCUGCGCAAAACCAAAGACCUCAAUGUCUAUGCCGACGCAGAAAAACACCACACUAGCCUCGGCGAAAUUCUACGGGAGACCUUAAUCCGCCCGACCAGGAUGCUCUGCACGGAAGCAGUAGUCUUCUCCUUCGGCAUGUGGUCCGCCUUCUGCAUCGGCACCGCCUACAUGUUCACGCAAUCCAUCGUGCAAGUCUACGCCGAGCUCUAUGCUUGGGACUACUACCCCACGGGCCUUGUCCAGAGCGCACUCGUAAUAGGAGAGAUAAUCGGUCUCGUAGCACAAUUAGGUCAGGACGAGCUCUACUUCCGCUCUGCCCGAUCAAACAAGGAAAAACCUGGCACACCCAUCCCCGAAUCUCGUUUGUACCUGAGUAUACCAGCCUCGUUCCUAGGCCUCGCAGGCGGCCUCUUCUAUUUCGCCUGGACCUCCUACCCGUCCAUCCCCUGGAUCGUGCCCACCAUCGCCCUCGCCCUCGUCGGCUUCGGCAUGUUCAUCUCUAUCACCGCCGUGACUACCUAUAUCCUCGACGCGUACGCCAAAUAUGCCGCCAGCGCGCUCGCAGGCUGUGCCUUUUUGGAGAAUAUCCUUGCAGCAUUUCUGCCGCUUGCGACACAGAGUAUGUAUCGAACACUGGAGUUUCACUGGGCGAGUUCGCUGCUGGGGUUUCUGGCGCUGGGGCUGAGCUGCGUGCCCGUGGUGUUGUUCGUGUUUGGACAAAAUAUUAGGGAGAAGAGUCCGUUCAUGGGGGAGUCAGUGUAUGUGCAUGAGGAGUGUGGCGGUGGGGAGGCGUGA
Messenger RNA from Paraphaeosphaeria sporulosa, 1488 nucleotides. RefSeq names its product multidrug transporter. Gene Ontology annotation, molecular function: transmembrane transporter activity. Bases 1 to 1488 code for a protein of 495 amino acids. The transcript is spliced from 3 exons. Gene Ontology annotation, biological process: transmembrane transport. The record is from RefSeq and is a predicted model, not a curated record. Lineage: Eukaryota; Fungi; Ascomycota; Dothideomycetes; Pleosporales; Didymosphaeriaceae.